GGAUACAGGAGACACACACAUAUAUCCGCAGCCACUGAACCGUCGCAGUAACGACACGACAACGCAGAGGAGUGAUACGGCCACAGACGGAGAUGCCGAUGGAGUGCCUGGAGUAGUGUUGUUCACGAGUUAUCGGCUGUUGUUUGUGAGUCGCGAUAACCCGUCAAUGAUGGGCAUUGCCAUGAGCGCCAAGUGA
Messenger RNA from Sphaeroforma arctica JP610, 196 nucleotides. RefSeq lists its product as hypothetical. The transcript has 2 exons. The annotation marks the transcript as partial. NCBI's taxonomy places the organism in Eukaryota, Ichthyosporea, Ichthyophonida. The record is from RefSeq and is a predicted model, not a curated record.